AGGGAGGGAGGGAGGGAGGGGAGGCCGAGGAGGGCCCGGGCCUGGCCCACUCCCAGGCGGGCCUUCCUCUCUCGUUCUCUCCCUGGGAACACAGGCCACCACCGCUCUCUCUCUCUCUCUCUCUCUCUCUCUCUCAGCCAGGCCUGGGCAAGCUCCGGGCCUCCCUCCGGGGCGGGGUUUUGGACUCCAACUCCCAGAAGGCCUCCCCUCAGGCCCCGCAGGCCUCCCCUUCACCUCCACCUCAAGACUGCGGAGAGAGAGAGAGAGAGAGAGAGAGAGCAAGGGACUGGGGAAGGGAGGUCAACAGACCAAGAGAAGGAAGGAAGGAAGGAAGGAAGGGCGCUCGGAAAGGGAGGGGCCCCCAGGGAUCAGCUGGCAUGGACAUUCACAACAGAGGGACAUGCAGACAAAGGGACAACAACAACAACAACAACAACAUUUGUAUCCUGCCACCAUCUCCCCCAGAGGGGACUCGGCGUGGCUCACAGAAAGAUCCCAUACAAAACAGGAACAAUAUACAAGACAGCAAUCAACAAGAAGCCCUGCUUGACUCUCAAGCCAAAAGUGGGUGGUAGAAAUCACAUGGUACCAAAGCUGACUGGCACAACCUGGGGAUCCCAACCAGGCCCUGGAAAGACAGGCGCUUGGCUCCUCUGCUGCUGAAUUCACAGGCCCAGUGGGGAAGACAUCUCACCACGUUCAAACAGUGGACGUGGCUCUUCAUGAGACAUGCCGCACCCUCACAGGAUGUCUGCGCCCCACACCACUGGAGAAAUGAUACUGUUGAGUCCCUCUGGGGAGAGAGGGCAGUCUAGAAAUGAAAUGAGGAAAUGUGAUUUUUGGCUGAGAAUUUCGGAGUAGAGCCUGUGGAGGGAUUUCCUUCCCUUGAAAGAAAGGAGAGGAAGGAAAAGCAUCUUGGAUACUGUUGGGUUCUUCACCAGAGUGGUUCCAGCAUGGAGAGACCCAACUCACGUGGGCCUGAAGCAGGACCUGGGGGCAGUGGGGAAUCCUGGGAAAGAACCAGACAUGAGUCCCUGAGUGUGGACCUUGACAGCUCGGACACACAGCGCCAGCGCUUCAGGCAGUCCUCCUACCAAGAGGGUGAAGGACCCAGAGGGGUUUGCAGUCGUCUCCACGAUCUGUGCCGCCAGUGGCUGAAGCCAGAGCAGCACACCAAGGCCGAGGUGCUGGACCUGGUGACCCUGGAGCAGUUCCUGAGCAUCCUGCCCCCAGAGAUGGGGAGCUGGGUCCGAGAGUGUGGGGCAGAGACCUGUUCCCAGGCGGUGGCCCUGGCGGAAGGCUUCCUCCUGAGUCGGGCCGAGGACAAGGAGCAGGAAGGACAGGCCCCUAAUAAUAACUCCAUGGAAGUCCCUGCACCAGAGGAAUCUCCACCAGACACCACCCAGAGUCUCAGGCAGAAGGAGCUGAAGCGGGAAGGAGACGGGGCUGCCGCCUUGCAGGGUGAGAAGGAACUCUUCUGGGAGUUUUGGGGUUUUGUGCCAGUGGAAAUUCCGCUUUGGGGAAUUUACACAGUUUGAGCUUCAGAAGGUGAACAUUUUGGGUCUGUGGCUGUGGAUUUCUCCCUGGAGGAGUGGGUUCUCCUGAAUCCGGACCAGAAAGCCUUGCACAAGCAGGUCAUGGAGGAGAUGAAUGGGAUUGUGGACUCUCUCGUAGAUAACGGGGAGAAGAGCCAUGUAUGCACCAAAUACAGGAAGCAUUUGGGACACAACGGGUGCCUUCAUCGACACCAGCAAGCCCACAGAGAAGAUGGAGGUUCUGCCAGAGAAAGGCCCAACAAAUGCCAUGUAUGUGGGCAAUGUUUUACCCAAAAUGUGGCACUUGUGAUUCACAAGACACUCAAUGUUGGGAAAAGCCAUCUUAAAGGGAAAGUAUCCGCAAAAUGUGUGGGGAAACAUGAGAAAUUUCAUACAGGUCAGGAACCAUACAGAUGCCAGGAGUGUGGGAAGUGUUUUGCUUACCGUUCACAAUUGGUGAGCCACAAAAGACUCCACACAGGAGAGAAGCCAUACCAAUGCCAGGAGUGUGGGAAAUGUUUUGCUUACAGUUCAGGCUUGGUUAGACACAAAAGACUCCACACAGGAGAGAAGCCAUACCAAUGCCAGGAGUGUGGGAAAUGUUUUGCUGACAGUUCAACCUUGGUGAGCCACAAAAGAGUCCAUACUGGGGAGAAGCCAUACAAAUGUGAGGAGUGUGGGAAAGGUUUUGCUUCCAGUUCAGACUUGGUGAAACACAAAAGAUACCACACAGGAGAGAAGCCAUACAAAUGUGAGGAGUGUGGGAAAUGUUUUACUUCCAGUUCAGACUUGGUGAAACACAAAAGACUCCACACGGGAGAGAAACCAUACAAAUGUGAGGAGUGUGGGAAAUGUUUUACUCAGACUUCGUCCCUUAACCAGCACCAGAGAACACAUACAGGCUAAAAAACAGCUAUUGUGGGUAAAUGUCUGAUUUCAAACAGGACCCUUUGAGAAGUUCUGCGUUAGAUUUGGUGGAGCCCAGUUCUUGUUAUUUGAAUCCCUAAGUUGGAGGUUCUGUUCUCUGGAGCAGCAGAAAGCAAGGUCUGCGUGACAGUCCUUCAGAGCAGUGGUCCUCAACCUGUGGGUCCACAGAUGUUUUGGCCUUCAACUCCCAUAAAUCCUAACAGCUGGUAAACUGGCUGGGAUAUCUGUGUAGUGUCUCAGAGACCUCCGAGUCAUGAACCCGUCGCCAUUACGGAGCAGACCGAAGAAGAGAUGGAGUUUCUGCCAUUUCCGCACGAUUCCGCUCCCUUCCAGAUGUCCCCUGUUGACAGUUUUAGCCCACAGUUAAUAAAAAGGGCCUUGACUCACAGCCCGGUUCUCCAGAGAGCGCUAGGUUUGACCGCAAAUUGUUUUGGGAGGCUUCGCGCACAGAAAAGCAGAUUUUGAGGAGGAGCACUAGAUUAGCGGAGAAAACAAGCGUUAAUUAAGCCGGUUCCCUUGAGAGUUCUCGGGGAGGAUUGCAGCUGGCAAGUUGUUUGACUUUAGGCAUUUUCCCUUGGGAAAGAGUUCAGACACCUGGCUGGAGAUGAGAGCAAAGUCCCAUAAAAGUUCUGGGCACCAACUGGCCUUUGCGGUGUUCAAUGUGUCAGUUGAGGGAUUCACAUCGACUCUAGUUCUGCAGCGCGCUACUCUCGAGUAGACCGGCGUUGUAGCUCGUCUCCCUGUCAAGCCUGGACAGUGAUUCAGCUUUACCACAACUAACUGCCUUGCCUUGCAUCCUAGCCUCGGAUUGAGCCCUGGAGCUCUUGACAGAUCUUGCCUUAAUCCCCACUCAAACAGCCUGAAGGUUUGAGUGUGUUUUGGUUGUUGGAUUUAAAACUUUGAACUCUAAUACUGGACAUCUACUUUCAUAUUACUGGACUAUAUUUGACCUUUUCUGAAAGGUCUACUGCUGGACUAUAUACUCUGCUUAUUUUUAGUUGUCUCCUUUAUUUCCUUAAUAAAGAUAUUAGACUGUUUAUUGGCCUUCGUGUCUGAUUCCCAGUGCUCACGCUGCCUGAGGUGUCACAAUCUGGGAGUUGUAGGCCAAAACACCCGGGCACCCACAGGCUGAGGACCACUGCUUCAGAGGGUUAAAUAUGAUUGUCUUGUCACCUCGUCUGAAAAGAAAUAAACCAUAUGUGAUUCCAUCAGUGGUUCCUCUGGGCUUAGUUUCCAACUCCAUUUCCACCUUGGUUGCAAAUGUCCAGUUUGUGAAUUACAAGUUUCACUCAGUGCACUUUGCCCAGUCCAUUGUAUGAUUUUAUUGCUGUGUUUUUUCAUGUGUUUUAUAAUGACUGUGAUUUUAUUUUAUGCCUUUUAAUUUUAUUUGUGUGUUUUUUGUAUUUGAUACUACUGUAUGCUUGUUUUAUAUCUUUGCGCUGCCCCAAGUCCCUCUGGGGAGAUGGUGGCGGGUUAUAAAAAAUAAAAUUAUUAUUUUAUUGCGACACAGCAAACAAGAUAGAUAUGUGUCUAGGACUAUGUGAUUAUUAUUUUAUUAUUGUUAAUGUGGGAUUUGUGUAUUGGUAGGGUUUAAAUGAAAUUUGUGUCUAGCAUGUAUUGCAUACUGAUUGCAUCAUCCAGAGUAUGCUAUAGUCUGUAAAGAGUUAAUGACUGAGAAGCUGUGUUGACCUUGAUGUGUGGCUGGAACCUGGGGAGUGUCCAGACAAAAGUGUGUUUGUGCAUUACUGAUUGCAUCAAUUGAGAUCUUGCUCUGUUCUGAGUUGUGUCUGCCUAGAAUGAAAGCCAAGCCUGUGUUUGUCUGCAAGUCUGUUUGUCUUGUACAGUAAAGCUUUGUAUAUAUUAUUUUUUUA
This is a messenger RNA of Anolis carolinensis (green anole), 4333 nucleotides long. RefSeq names its product zinc finger protein 626-like. The transcript is spliced from 4 exons. The record is from RefSeq and is a predicted model, not a curated record. Bases 1638 to 2441 code for a protein of 267 amino acids. Gene Ontology annotation, biological process: regulation of transcription by RNA polymerase II. Lineage: Eukaryota; Metazoa; Chordata; Lepidosauria; Squamata; Anolidae. Gene Ontology annotation, cellular component: nucleoplasm. Gene Ontology annotation, molecular function: DNA-binding transcription repressor activity, RNA polymerase II-specific; RNA polymerase II cis-regulatory region sequence-specific DNA binding.